AUGGCACAGAAUGAACUGUCCGAGUAUGAGCUGCAGCGGCAGCGAAGGAUUGAAGAGAACCAGCGCAUCAUGCAUCAGAUGGGGGUGGUGGAUGCCGCCGCGAACAUUCAGGCCAGCCACCAGGCCAGCCAAGCGCAGCGACCGCAGCCCCGUCCCAAACGCAAGUUCGAGACGCUGCUGAUCAAGCAGGAGGACCUGCGGCGAUCGGAUCGGUCAAGGAAGGAUGUCAACUACAACGAGAAUGAUGCCUCGAGGCAGGAACAGGCGCUGGCCCGGGCAGAGGCCCGCUCCAGGACGAUUACCAUCCGGCGGUUCAAGCCGGCUGCCGGCGGCGACCGCGUCGCGGCUCGGGAGCACAUCGAGGGCCUGAGCAACCCGGCGAUGAUCAAGGUGCUGAGCUCCAGCAUGGUGUAUGGAGGCUUCUGGUGCACCGCGCCCUCGGGCCUAGCCAGCCACGUAAAGGUGACGGACAAGGUGAACCUGGCCGCCUACCUGGCGCCGCAGCAUGAGGUGCCGGAGGGCGCAGAGUACACGACGGACGACCCCAACGGCGGCAAGUAUUGGGACAUGGUGUGGCUGCCGCACGGCAGGAGCUAUGGCUUCAGCGGCGGCUGGCGCGGCUUUGCCAUCGACCUGAAGCUGUUCCCUGGCGAUGCGGUGGUGGUGGAGACAGUGCCGACUGCCCAGCACGUCACCACCGGCACCCGCUUCAGCCUCACCAUGCACAUCUUCCGGGCGCUCGAUUUUGAGAGCGAGGCUGCCAAGGAGGCGCGGCGCAAGGCCCUGGAGGCGGCCGCCGCUGUAGAGGCAGCUGAGGACGAGGCAGCUGGCGCCGAGGAGGCAGAGCAGCAGACGCAGCAGCAGCAGCAGCAGCAGCAGGAGCAGGAGCAGGGCGAGCAGUCGGCUGAGGCUGGCGCAGCGGCGGAGCUUUCAGAGCUCGAGGCAGAGCAGGAUGCAGCAGCUACUGCGGUGGCAGAGAUCUCGGAGCCUGAGCAGGAGCAGGCUGUGGCUGCCGCAACGGCUGAGCUCUCAGAUCAGGAGCCGGGGCAGGAGGCUGCGGAAACAGCUACCUCGCCGGCCUUCCCAGCAAGUGGCGGCAAGCGGCAUCGGCAGACCAUGCUGGCUGCGGCUGGCGGCAGCAAGCGGCAGAAGCGCGCCGUGGCGGCCAGCAAGCCUCCUGCGGCGCCGCCCGGCAAGGCGCCACCCAGGAAAGCCAGUGCCGAUGGCAAGGCCGCCAAGCCCGCUGCCAAGAAGAGGGCUGCCAAGAAGAGGGCAGGCGGUGCUGAAAAGCAGAAGAAAGGCGGCGCAGCAGCUGCGGCCAAGACACAGCAGAAGCGGCAGCCAGCCAAGGAGCCGGCCAAGCCAGCGCAGCAGCAGGAGCCCGAGAAGCAGCCGGAGGAGGAGGAGGCUUGGGAUGUGGAGUGCAUCGUGGGGGUGAAGGGCAAGGGCAAGAGCCUGAAGUACGAAAUCAAGUGGGUGGGGUAUGAGGAGACGACCUGGGAGCAUGCCACCAUGCUCGACCAGCCGGUGCACACAUACAACCUGGCGCCGGGGCUGGUGGUGUGA
Messenger RNA from Chlorella variabilis, 1566 nucleotides. RefSeq lists its product as hypothetical. The transcript has 12 exons. Gene Ontology annotation, molecular function: DNA binding. The coding region runs from base 1 to 1566 and encodes 521 amino acids. NCBI's taxonomy places the organism in Eukaryota, Viridiplantae, Chlorophyta, Trebouxiophyceae, Chlorellales, Chlorellaceae. The record is from RefSeq and is a predicted model, not a curated record.